Phaedon cochleariae (mustard beetle) is the source of this 1503-nucleotide messenger RNA. The record is from the annotation of a GenBank genome assembly. NCBI's taxonomy places the organism in Eukaryota, Metazoa, Arthropoda, Insecta, Coleoptera, Chrysomelidae.
CCUAUCCAGAUCCACAUCUAAUUCGACUCGUGCAUUGGUAAAAACUGUUAACCAAAUUAUGUUCCGGAGAACCUUUAGCCCGAGCAUCUUCCAGUAUCUAGCAGCAAUAACUGGAGCUUUCGCUGCGACCAGUUAUGGCAUCAACUCCAGCUGGACCUCACCAUUCUCCAUCUACCUAACCUCAACCUCAUCGAUCAUCCCCAUGACCAGCGAAUCUCUAUCUUGGUGCGCUAUAUCGCCUCUAAUGGGCUGCUUCAUCGGUGCCCUAAUAGCUGCCAACAUCUCGGACAGAAUCGGAAGAAAGUCCACCAUCUUGAUAAUGGCGCCAGUGGUGUUCCUAUGCUGCAUCGGCAUAGGCUACGUGAGGAACAUCUGGUACCUGGUGGUGCUCAGAAUGAUCAUAGGGGUGACUGAUGGUGCCGUGUUCACAGCUUUGCCCAUGUACAUAGGAGAAAUAGCCGAGCCGAGAAUCAGAGGCUUCCUGUCUUCCCUAGUAUGCUUGUUCUUCAUAAGCGGGGUGCUGAUCAUCAACACCAUAGGAUCUUUCUUCACGAUACACACCUGCAGUAUGAUCAGUGCUUGUAUACCAGUCCUGCAUUUCAUUGGGUUCUGCUUCAUGCCAGAAUCGCCGUAUUAUUACAUCAAAGCGAAGCAGUACAAGCGAGCAGAGGAAUCUUUGAUGGUACUGCGGGGUACUAGCAAUGUCAGCAAUGAAUUCCAGGUGAUGACGGAAGCAGUUAGGUUGCAAGAGGAUAUGGUGGAGAAGCCGAAGAUAACCGAUCUGUUCACCAUCCCUAGCAACCGUAAGGCGUUAUCCAUCUUCGUGAUCAUUUGCCUAGCUAAUAGAGCUAGCGGUAAGGGCCCACUGAUGUACUUCACAAGGAUGAUUUUCGCAUUGUCUGGUAGCGAUCUGAAUGUGACCAUGUGUACGCUAGUAUACUGUGGGGUUGAGCUGGUCAUAGUGAUGAUAGCUACUUACUUCAUAGUAGACAGAUUCGGAAAAAGGUUUCUGACCAUCACUUCGUCAGUUGGUUGCAUAGUGACUCUUAGUAUACUGACGAGUUACUUUUUGCUGUUGCAUCUGCAGUGCAGUAUCAUCAGUCAUCUGAAUUGGCUUCCUUUGACGACUCUAUUGAUUUACAAUGUGUUUUUCAGUAUUGGUAUUUCCUUCACUCAUAUGUGCUAUCUGAGUGAGCUGUUUCCUACUAGUGUGAAAGCUACAGCUUUGAGUUUUGCUGAAAUAUUCACGGUUGUGACAGGAGCUAUUGGGACCAAGUUUUUCCAAAUGACAAUUGAUUAUUCUGGGACACUAUGGGUGCCAUUUUGUUGUUUUGCAACACUGAGCCUGAUUUCAUUAUUUGCAAUUAUAAAGUUUGUGCCCGAAACUAAAGGAAAGAGUUUGGAAGAGAUUCAGUUGUUCUUGAGAGAAGGAAAUAUUAAGACAAAAUUGAUCAAACUUUAGGAUCAUUUUUGUGAUAUUCAUUCAGAUUCCUUAUUUUGGCA